This is a messenger RNA of Ziziphus jujuba (common jujube), 3617 nucleotides long. Its product is annotated as ATPase 9, plasma membrane-type. Gene Ontology annotation, molecular function: ATP hydrolysis activity; ATP binding; P-type proton-exporting transporter activity. The coding region runs from base 420 to 3284 and encodes 954 amino acids. NCBI's taxonomy places the organism in Eukaryota, Viridiplantae, Streptophyta, Magnoliopsida, Rosales, Rhamnaceae. Gene Ontology annotation, cellular component: plasma membrane. Gene Ontology annotation, biological process: proton export across plasma membrane; regulation of intracellular pH. The record is from RefSeq and is a predicted model, not a curated record. The transcript has 15 exons.
UUCACUAUUUCUUGCUUUUCCAUCAGUUUUCCAUUUCUCAUUUUCUCCAAUAUUAAUUCAAAAAAUAUUAUAUAUAUAUUUAUAUACAAAUAAUAAUGCUUGUUUAGAGAAACAUACACACCAUCACCACACCCCACACCAUUCUUGUGUUCAUUCUUUUGUCUUACCAAAUAUUCUCACUCUAAUUAGUCUCCCAGAGGAUUAUUCAACCAUUACAGCUUGUUUUUUUUUCUUUUUCUUUUUUUAAAUAAAUAGAUUUGAUUGAGAUGAUGAGGACGUCGUUGUUCAGAAGUGUUCGAAUCUGCUGAUCUUCUUGGUUGAUUGGCCUUAUUAUUAGCUGUAGUACCUGUUGUAUAAUAAUAAUAAUAAGAAGAAGAAACAUCUUUCUUGAAAAGAUUAAUAUUUUACGACGAACAAAAAUGGCUGAUAACCGGGGCAUUAGCUUGGAGGAAAUCAAGAAGGAAAACGUCGAUCUUGAACGCAUACCAGUGGAGGAGGUAUUUGAACAAUUACAAUGCUCCAAAGAGGGUUUGACAACCGAGGAAGGCCAAAAGAGGCUUCAAGUCUUCGGUCCUAACAAGUUAGAAGAAAAACAGGAAAGUAAGCUUUUAAAGUUCUUGGGUUUUAUGUGGAAUCCUCUAUCGUGGGUUAUGGAGUGUGCUGCUAUAAUGGCGAUUGCAUUGGCAAAUGGAGGGGGCAAACCACCAGAUUGGCAAGACUUCGUUGGCAUAAUGGCACUUCUUCUUAUCAACUCAACCAUAAGCUUUAUAGAAGAAAACAAUGCAGGCAAUGCUGCAGCAGCACUUAUGGCAGGUCUUGCACCAAAAACUAAGGUUCUGAGAGAUGGAAGAUGGACUGAGCAAGAAGCAGCAAUUUUAGUACCAGGAGAUAUAAUAAGUAUUAAGUUGGGAGACAUUAUUCCAGCAGACGCUCGUCUGUUGGAAGGUGACCCCCUUAAGAUUGAUCAGUCUGCCCUCACUGGUGAGUCUUUGCCAGUGACAAAGAAUCCAGGUGAUGAAGUCUUCUCUGGUUCUACAGUCAAGCAGGGUGAGAUUGAGGCAGUUGUAUUUGCUACUGGGGUGCAUACAUUCUUUGGUAAGGCCGCGCACCUGGUUGACAGCACCAAUCAAGAAGGGCACUUCCAAAAGGUUUUGACAGCAAUUGGAAACUUCUGUAUAUGUUCAAUUGCUAUUGGAAUGUUAAUAGAGAUAGUGGUGAUGUACCCAAUUCAACAUCGCAAAUACCGGAAUGGUAUUGACAAUCUUCUGGUGCUUCUAAUUGGAGGGAUUCCGAUUGCGAUGCCAACGGUGUUGUCAGUGACAAUGGCUAUUGGUUCCCACCGGCUGUCUCAGCAAGGUGCCAUCACCAAGCGGAUGACUGCUAUCGAGGAGAUGGCUGGAAUGGAUGUCCUCUGUAGUGACAAGACAGGGACACUUACUCUCAACAAGCUUACAGUAGACAAGACCAUGAUUGAGGUGUUUGUCAAGGAUGUGGAUAGGGACACUUUGAUGUUGCUUGGGGCAAGGGCUUCGAGGGUCGAGAAUCAGGAUGCCAUCGAUGCUUGUAUUGUUGGAAUGUUGGGUGACCCCAAGGAGGCCCGAGAAGGCAUCACUGAGGUUCAUUUCUUGCCUUUUAAUCCAGUGGACAAGCGUACAGCCAUAACAUACAUUGACUCCGAUGGCAAUUGGGUCCGGAUUAGUAAAGGUGCACCAGAGCAGAUCAUUGAACUCUGCAAUCUCCGGGAUGAUCCAAGGAAGAAAGCUCAUGCCAUCAUUGAUAAGUUUGCUGAUCGUGGUCUUCGAUCUCUUGCAAUUUGUAGACAAAAAGUGCCAGAAAAAACUAAGGAGAGUGCUGGAGGACCAUGGGAAUUCUUAGGUCUGUUGCCUCUAUUUGACCCACCAAGGCAUGACAGUGCAGAAACUAUACGCCGUGCCCUUGAUCUCGGAGUCAAUGUUAAGAUGAUCACUGGUGACCAGCUAGCCAUCGGGAAGGAGACUGGUCGGAGGCUUGGCAUGGGAACCAAUAUGUAUCCCUCUUCUUCCCUCCUUGGUCAAAGCAAGGAUGCAUCCAUUGCCACCUUACCUAUUGAUGAGCUUAUUGAGAAGGCUGAUGGCUUUGCUGGUGUUUUCCCUGAGCACAAAUAUGAAAUUGUGAAAAGGCUGCAACAGAAGAAACAUAUAUGCGGGAUGACUGGUGAUGGCGUGAAUGAUGCCCCAGCUCUAAAGAGGGCAGAUAUUGGAAUAGCAGUAGCAGAUGCAACCGAUGCAGCACGGAGUGCAUCCGACAUUGUCUUGACUGAGCCAGGAUUGAGUGUGAUUGUGAGCGCCGUUUUGACAAGCAGAGCCAUUUUCCAGAGAAUGAAGAAUUACACAAUAUAUGCUGUAUCGAUAACGAUCCGUAUUGUGCUAGGAUUUAUGCUCAUUGCUCUUAUCUGGAAAUUUGAUUUCUCGCCUUUCAUGGUUCUGAUUAUUGCCAUACUCAAUGAUGGGACAAUCAUGACCAUUUCUAAAGACAGGGUGAAACCUUCUCCUGUUCCAGACUCAUGGAAGCUCAAGGAGAUCUUUGCCACCGGCACUGUCCUUGGCACCUAUUUAGCUGUCAUGACAGUUGUUUUCUUCUGGGCAGCACACAGUUCUGACUUCUUUUCAGAUAAAUUUGGUGUAAGAUCGAUCAGGGAAAAUGGCCAUGAGCUUACUGCAGCUGUCUACCUCCAAGUUAGCAUUGUAAGUCAGGCCCUCAUCUUUGUUACACGGUCCAGAAGCUGGUCUUAUGUUGAACGCCCUGGACUACUGCUUUUGACUGCCUUCUUAAUAGCACAGCUGGUGGCUACAAUUAUUGCUGUGUACGCAAACUGGGGGUUUGCUAGGAUGCAAGGAAUUGGUUGGGGAUGGGCUGGCGUUAUAUGGCUUUACAGCAUUGUCUUCUACAUACCUUUGGAUAUUCUCAAAUUCAUUAUACGAUAUGCAUUAAGUGGUAAAGCCUGGGAUAAUAUACUUCAAAAUAAGACUGCUUUCACAACAAAGAAGGAUUAUGGAAGAGGAGAGAGGGAGGCACAAUGGGCUACAGCUCAGCGUACACUUCAUGGUCUGCAACCGCGCGAGACAUCAGAAAUUUUCAAUGAUCAAAAGAAUUACAGAGAGUUGUCUGAAAUUGCUGAACAGGCUAAGAAACGUGCUGAAGUUGCAAGGUUGAGAGAGCUUCAUACACUCAAAGGCCACGUUGAAUCAGUAGUCAAACUGAAGGGACUUGACAUUGAUACCAUUCAACAACACUACACUGUUUGAGCGGCAAGAUGAUCUUCUAGGAGGAAAGACAGCCUCGAGAGAGAGAAGAAAAGAAAAAGAAGCAGGAUAACGAAAUAUAGCGUUGUAAUUCUUUAUGGCUUUGUAGGAGAAAUGCUGCAAGGUUGGGAAUAAUCCAACUGACAUGGUUGCUCAUAAAAGCAAUAGGAAGUUGGAAAAACAGAAUAGAAGCAUGAAUAUGCUACUUUGUAUGAACUAUUAUUUCAUUCAUUUCCAAUGAUAAUUCCCCAUUUUUGCUUCUAGGUUCCAGGAAAAAUCUUAUCUUGUAAAUAGUUUGACAUGUUCACUCUCCCUCUCACUCAUCAUAUAACAUCU